GCUGCAGUCAAUCGUCGAGAUGUGCUCAACAAGGGACUUGAUCAUUAUCAUGGGAGACCAAACUGCCAAGUUUGGAACGGACAACACUGGAUAUGAAGACAUCAUGAGACGAUACGGACUGAGAUAAAUGAACGAAACUGGUGAGAGAUUUGCAAACCUAUGUGUUACGUCCAGGUUUUGCUCGUUCCAGUUAUUGUAGAACAUCCCGCGCUAAUUUCAAAAAGGGCAGUGAUUUUUGAACUUGUUGUGAUUAUACUUGCUUUUGGUACUUAUUGCACUAAAAAGCAUUCUUGGUCUACUUUAACUAAGAGUUCUUUGUUUAAAGUUUGAAAUUUUUUGCUACAUUUUGUCCUGGGUACCUGUUUUUAGUCCUUGACUAACACUUGUGUUCACAUUGUUAUCAUUUUUUGUUUUUAAACCUUUUAAAUCGAAUUACGAUGGUUGGUAAGACUCACAAAUGUGGGCAACCAAAUUGUUUGUUUUCCGUUGAGGAGGGAAUGCAGUGUGACGACUGUAAAAAGUGGUAUCACAAAAUGUGUACACGACUAAGUCCGACGGCUUACAAAAGAUGCUCGAAGCCUAACUCGCAUUGGCUUUGUGUGUUCUGCUGCACGGAUAAAAAGGUACUAAUACAGGAGGCUAUAGGCCUAUUGGCUUUGGCCUGCAAGAAAAACGAUGACGGAAGCACUGAUAACAGGAGCACUGACGAUGAAGAAUGUGUCAGUGUAGUAAGUGCUGCUACUGGACCCAUUAAACACCUGACUGCGGUUGACGGGAGCGUGAAAUCUCCGUUGACAUUAACGAGAAAUGAAGUAUCGCUUGAUAUUGACAUCGGCAGUCAUACACCUCUAGUCGAAAUAGAAGAUCCGGAUAAAACUGUCACCGUUUCACAUAGUCCAGGUGUGGCUGUUCUGAGUGGUGACAAAUGGACUUCGGUAAGAAGAAAAAAAAUAAGAAGAAAAAGGCUGUAGGCAAAACGCAGCUGGUCAGCAAGACGUUGGAAGGGACUUUAUCAGAAGAAAAAUCCUCACCGCGUGAAAAGACAGAUCUCUCUGAGAGAUCAGUCAUUUUUCAUAAGAUAAGAGAAUCUUCAGACACUGAACCAAAGGCAAGAUUUGAACAUGAUCUCAAUCAUAUUAAGACAUCAUUAAGUAAACUACUCCCAGAUACAGUUUCAGGAGUUAGUAUUUGUAAGCUUUAUAGAAUAGGAAAAAAGGUGGAUUCCGAAAGUCCUCAGAAAAACCGCCUCCUGAAGGUUACAUUCAACACGGUGGAAGAAAGGAACCUGGUUCUAAGUAAUUCACGUAAACUGAUUGGAUCCGGAAUAUAUGUCCGUGAGGACCUCAGCCUAGCUGAUCGUAUUAAGAGAAGAGCCGCAGAAGCGGAAAUAAACGAGCGUCGCCGAAACGGUGAAAGAAACCUCGUUCUUAAGGGUUUUCAGAUUGUAAAAGUUCGGAGCAAAACGAUCCCCAAGCCACUCUGGGUGGCAAGGGAAAGCUCUCCACAAACUUAAAAGUGUGCUACACAAAUGCUCGCAGUCUACUAAAUAAAAUGGCGGAGCUGAAGUCAGUGGUGGAUAAAGAAAAACCGGACGUUAUCGCUGUCUCGGAAACUUGGUUAACGUCAGAAGUAUUAGAUAGUGAAAUCCAAUUGACCGGUUUCAUAACCAGUAGGGCCGAUAGAUUAAACCGAAGGGGAGGCGGGGUUAUUGUGUACACGAAAAGUACCCUAACCAUAAGAUUAGCUGAGACAGUAGCACAUGUUUCAGGGACAUGUGAACUGGUGAGAUGUAAGUUGAAAUGCUGAAGGCAAGAUAUUGAAGUAGUUGUAGUUUAUCGCAGUCCAGAAUGUGUAGCAGAUGAUUUUCUCCUCAGUAAACUUAAGUCCUGGUGUAACAACGGUAAAAGCCUUGUAGUAGGCGACUUUAAUGCACCAUAUAUAAACUGGGUUAACUUAGAAGUAGAGUCAUCUAUGUCGUCGUUCGACUCCAAACUGUUAGAAACCUCGAUUGAACUAGCAUUAUCCCAACACAUUAGAGAUCCCACAAGAUACGACUUAAGAAACUCUUCCUCUCUUUUAGAUUUAGUCUUCACACACGGUGAUGACGUUGGUCAAACGGCUUUUCUCCCACCACUUGGGAGAAGUGACCAUGCAGUCAUCUUAUUCAAAUUCAUGGUUGAAAUUGCUUCUCAAACAAUUGCGCCGGCCCGUCCCAACAUAUGGAAGGCAGAUAUGCAGGCAAUUAACUCCGCAGCAUCGGCUGAGAACUUGGAAAUUGACUCAAAGGCAUCAGUACAAGAGGCAUGGACUCUAUUCAGGCAGUUAUACAAUCGGGUAACUCAACCAUAUAUACCCUGGACUGUCCCAAAGGAAAAGAAGCACGGACAUCCCUGGUUAGGGCGGGAUAUUCGACGCUUACUAAGACAAAAGAAGAAAUGCUGGGAUGUUGCCAUCCGCCUUGGCACAGCAGGUACGAUGGAACACUACAGAUCGAUAAGAAACGAGUGUAUAACUAAAAUUCGGGAAGCGCAAAGAAAAUAUGAAAUGCAGCUGGCAGAAUCUGCACUCAAGCAGCCCAAGAGGAUAUUCUCGUACAUAAACUACAGAACAAGGAGUCAUCACUGGAUUCCCAACCUAAUUAAAGUAGGAAGUGAAUCUGAAAUGAUAGAGGAAGAUCAGGAAAAAGCUGAGGUUAUGGCUGACUAUUUUGGGGCAGUUUUCACUCAGGAACCUCCUCUAGAGAAAGAAUAAGACCCAAUUACAGAGUCAACAAACCACCUGCUCACCAUGGACUUCGACCAAAACGAUGUGCUUAAGGCUCUUAGCACCCUAAACAUGGAGAAGUCAACAGGACCAGAUGAACUACACCCUAAAAUCUUGAGACAUAUUGCCGAAUAUAUCGCAGCCCCACUGACUGUGAUAUUCAAAAUGUCACUUGACCAAGGUGUGUUACCUAUGGACUGGAAGGACGCAAUCGUCACUCCCAUACAUAAAACUGGUCUACGACAAGUUCCAUCAAAUUACAGACCCGUAAGCCUCACCAGUGUUGUAAUUAAAAUACUGGAAAGGAUAAUCAAACGGACCAUAACAGCAUUUAUGGAAACCAAUAACUUGCUGAACAUGGCACAACAUGGUUUUAGAAAGGGUCUAUCCUGUACAACGAACCUCCUUAUAGCUAGGGAGCUCUGGAUUAAUGCGCUAGACAAUGGAAACUCAGUGGAUGUUGUCUACAUAGACUUCAGUAAGGCUUUUGACAAGGUGCCAACUAAUAGACUGCUAUUAAAGUUGGCAAACCUUGGUAUUGCCGGACCUCUUUUAAAAUGGAUUAAGGAUUUCCUAGUAGGUCGUAGGCAAAAAGUAAGAAUAAAUUCCAAGUGCUCCAUCUGGAGACCAGUACUUAGUGGAGUACCCCAAGGUUCCGUCCUAGGUCCUUUACUUUUUAUAAUGUACGUUAAUGAUCUUACAAGUAUAGUACAGUCUCCAAUGUUAUUAUACGCUGACGAUGCAAAAAUUUGGCGAGUUAUAACUGGAGACAAAGACGCAUUUACUCUUCAGGCGGACUUAAAUAAUAUGAUAAACUGGUCUAAAGAGUGGCUAAUGCCUAUCAACUCGGAAAAGUGUGUCUACAUGCACUUGGGGGAUUCAAAGGUUAAAACGUACAACAUAGGGGAUGUGUCAUUACCCGUAGUCCGGUCUCAUAAGGACCUAGGGGUGACAGUGAGCAAUGAUCUUAAGACGACGGCCCAUUGCCGGGAGGUCGCAGUUAAGGGGUUUCGAACCCUCUGGGCUUUAAAAACGACAUUCACUAAGCUUGAUACUACCAUGUUCACCACAUUAUACACAUCCUUAGUGAGAACUAAGUUAGAGAACUGUGUUCAGGCUGCAAGCCCCUGUUUAAAAGGUGACUCAGACAUACUAGAAAAGGUACAGAGGGCAGCUACGUGUGCAAUUCCGGAACUCCGGGGUGUAUCAUAUAAAGAGCGGCUUGAAAAACUGAACCUCUUUACUCUGUCCUAUCGCAGACUAAGGGGAGAUCUAAUUUUGAUGUACAGAAUACUGAGAAAUGAUUUCGGACCUAACUUAUUCUCUCUCUUUCUUCCCACUAGAUCGGGACACCUCAGAGGACAUAGCAGGCGAGUAGAAAAGCCAAGAACGAACAAAAUACCCGUGGCAUACAGGUUUUCACACCGAGUCAUCAAUACUUGGAACCUGCUACCUGAAGCAGUGGUAUCCGCACCUUCAAUUGACUCUUUCAAGAGAAGACUGGACACUCACAGAAGCAUACUAGAAAAGGAAUAACACAGGCCGUAGGCCUUCUGUCCUUACUACACAAAUCUGAAUCUGAAGUACGGACUAUCGAUCUACUUGCAAAUUACGGACCCAAAUUAACAACAGAACCAAGCUCCAAUUUGUGUAUCAAAUUUAUUCGUAAUUCACAAAUAGUCGACCAAACGUCGUUCAAACAACAAUGAUUAUAACAAUUACAAAACAAACCUUCAAUUUUGUAGGUUCCCGGAGCAAAACUCCCAAAUACCAAACCAAAGAUAAAGAGAGCACCAAAAUACCAAACCAAAAUGUCCGAAAUAAUGAUAUAAACAGACAAGUUCAAAAGUUAAGUAAAACAAUUACAUCCAAAAACACAGUAAAUUAUUAAUGUACAAUAAAAGAUUUUAAUCCGCCAAAUGUCUUCAGUUCUCCCGUAACACUAUGUGCCUUCAAUAAACUGGUCAUAGGCGGCACCAUAUUGUGGUGGACCAAACAAUAUAUAAACGCAAAAGUAUCAACAAAGUUAAUAGCAAUCAAUAGUAAUAUUAAUAUUUACAAGUUAAAUGUUACAAAUGCAAUAACAAAUUAGGGACGUUACUUAAAUCGGCUAGUCGUUGCGUGUUCUGUUGAGUUUUGGUCUCAAAAAUCCACAAUUAUAAAUGCAUAAUAAUUCCACAGAGGUAAAUAUGACGCCAAUAAGUUUCUUUGAUGUAGGAUAUAAUGGAAAUGACACUGCAGUCUGAAAUGAGGAUAAUAUCCAGUUUAGAACGCAAUUGACUUGGUAACGAGCGAGAAUAGAACAAUGGGUAUGUGCGUAAUAGUGUAUUUGUGAGCAAUCGAAAAUGUGUGUCACGCUAUGUUAGAAUUACAACGGAAAAAGUGUUCAAGGUCGUUGACUAAAACAACACGUACAGUCAUUUAAUGAUAAAUGUACAUACAGUGAAAAAUUGACAAAACAAAUAGAAAUAACAUUGAAAACUAUUUACAAAAUAAGGUUGUCAGGUCUAUCUCCACAUAGCUCCCCCCAGAGUGUCCGGAGGUAACACUGGUUACAAUAACAAUAAUAAAAAUUUUAUACCAAAAAAAAAAUUUACAAUAAUAACCAAUUAACAAUGUGGAGAUGCGUAUGACAUGUACGUUAACAAUAUACAGUGUGUUAUUGAGUGAAAAUAGUGGUGAUAUGGCAUAGCAUGACAAACAAAAGUAAUGAGAAUACCGUCAUUUAAAAGCUUGGUUUGCCAACAAUGAUAAUAAUGUGCAGACUGUUACUGACCCCCCAAAAAAAUGAACUGCUUAUUUUGUGUGUGUGUGUGUGUACAACAAAUGAAUAAUUAAAUAGAGUUUACUCGUUUAUUAUUGUAACAAAUUUUUUUCUAUGAAAAAAAUGUGACAAAACGAAUAAUUGUGGGGAAAAAAAUAUGGUUAAUUAUGUACACUGUAAAAAAAAGGGAAAAAAAACAUCAUGGAUUUUGUUAGGAAAAAUCGGGUGAGUAUGAUCGUAUAGUACAUCAGUAAUUGUUUGUUUAGAUUUUUUUUAUUCGGCGAAAUGUACAUAGCGUUUGGGUUUUCUACGGCUCUGCCUGAGCGCGUUAAACAAGUAGGUUUGAUACUCAGUUUUUCUUCCCUGUCUGCUGUAGUGGUGGUUGCUGGACGGGGUUGGUUCAGUGAAAUAGUAUGUUCUUUGUCAAGUUGUGCUUCGUAGAAAGCAGGCUUUAUUCUAUCGAUAGCGAUAGUCUCUUUCUUUCCACACUUGUUGAUUAUGAAGUGUUUGGUCGUUCUUUUAAUUACUUGAUAUGGUCCUUCAUAAGGUUGUUUCAAUGGCUUUUUAACAGCAUCAACUCGAACAAAGACAAACUUGCAUGUUUCUAGAUUUCUGUUGAGUUGUAUUCGAUUGUUAUGUUCACGAGGCGGUAUGGCUUUGAUUCGUUGCAUGGUUUGCAGCAGUUGGCUAGCAAAACGACUUGGGUCCGUUGGUGUUAAAGUGUUUGGGUCCACUAGUUGACCUGGUAAUGUAAGGGUUGUACCGUAAACUAGCUCAGCAGCUGUACAACCUAUAUCUUCCUUUAUAGUUGAACGGAUACCCAGGAGUACAAGUGGUAAUGCGUCACUCCAUUUUGUCGUAUCAUCUUGUGCCAUCAGCGAGCUUUUCAAUUGGCGGUGAAAUCUUUCGACCAAGCCGUUAGCUGCUGGGUGGUAGGCUGUUGUUUUGAUGCGGUUCACGCCCAGAAGUCUUGUGAAUUCCUGAAAUAAGAUAGACUGAAACUGGGGACCACGGUCGGUAGUGACGAUAGAAGGUACUCCGUAAUUUGCUAUCCAACGGUCAAGGAAUACGCCGGCUACUGUUUCUGCAGAAGUAUCAGCAAUAGGGCAUGCUAUGGCCCAUCUUGUGAACCUGUCCACCGCAGUGAGAAUAUGAGUGAAUGAAUUAGAUGGUGGCAAUGGACCAACUAUGUCUAAGUGGAUAUGCUGAAAACGUUUUUCCGGCAGGGGAUACUUGCCAACUGGACUGAUCGUGUGCUUCUGAAUCUUGCUGCGUUGACAUUGUAGGCAGCUUCGCGUCCAUCGUUUUAUAUCUGAAUUGAUUUUUGGCCACACAAAACGCUCAGUAACCAAUUUGAUUGUGGCUCUGAUUCCUGGGUGAGAAAGGUCAUGCAGUUGAUGAAAUACCUGUCGACGACAUGCUAGAGGUACAAAAGGGCGAUUGUUACCCGUUGAAACAUCGUAAAUGAUAGAUGUAUUUGAGAAAGGGAUGGGUACUGGUUUAAGGUUCAAGUUAGACUUCUCCUGGCAGGCCUUCAAAUCUGCAUCGUCUACUUGUAGUUUUGCGAUGGUUUCUAGAUCGAUGUCUUGUUUACGUAACAGGGUAUUUACGUCCUUACGUGACAAUGCGUCAGCUACGACGUUGGUGUGUCCUUUGACAAAUUGGAUAUGUGUCGUAAACUGGGAGAUGUAAUCCAGUUGUCGUGCUUCGCGAGGUGAAUGUCGGUCGUACGAUGUGUGGAAUGAGUAACAUAAAGGUUUGUGAUCGGUCAUGAUGGUAAAAGUUCGUCCUUGUAGUAAAAAGUUAAAGUGUUUAACGGCUAAGUAGAUAGCAAGUAACUCCCGUCCAAAGGUACUAUAGCGUUCCUGGGCUGGUGACAAUCUUUUGGAGAAAAACGCUAUGGGGGUAGUCAUAUUGUUUACCUGUUGUUGUAAUACUGCCCCGACGGCUUUUUGAGAUGCAUCGGUACACAGAAUUAAGUGGGUUGUGGGGUCAGUAUUUAGAUAUUGUAGCAUGGUGGCAUUAGCUAUCAUCGACUUUGCUUUUUCAAACGCUGUUUUGGCAUCAAGAGAUAGGUUGAAUGUUUGAUUCUUCUCUCUCUUCGUACCUUUUUUGUCGGCUUUCAACAGAUCGGUUAAUGGCUGUAAUACUUCAGCACAAUGUGGUAAGAAACGGCGGUAAAAAUUACACAUACCGAGGAAGCGUCGUAAUGACUUCACCGAGGUUGGUUCGGGAUAAUUGGUAAUAGCUUCAACCUUUUCUGGGAGUGGUUUGAUGCCUUGAGAGUCAAUGUAAUGUCCUAAAAACUCUAAGGCUGGGACUGCGAAUAUGCAUUUCGAAGGAUUGAUGACGACGCCAUGUUUUUAAAACGAUCAAAAAGGGUCUGGACAUGUUGGAUAUGCUCUUCUAAAGAUGAGCUUGCAAUGAGAACAUCGUCGAUGUAGGCAAACACGAAAUCAAG
Molecule: messenger RNA, 7988 nt
Organism: Schistosoma haematobium
Lineage: Eukaryota; Metazoa; Platyhelminthes; Trematoda; Strigeidida; Schistosomatidae
Exons: 2
Coding region: 2788-4299 (503 amino acids)
Source: RefSeq, a predicted model, not a curated record